AAAAUUUGUUCGGAUCAUUUUGUCACAGGUAACAAGGCUCAUUUGUACGAAUUCACACAUCCGGAUUGGGCACCGUCCUUGAAAAUGACGUCUGAAAGUAAUGAAAGCAGUGUGAAACUAUCAGAAGAAAACCUUAAAGGUCACCAAAGGUCAGAAAAUCAUCAGGAAAACAAGUAAUGAAUGACUCUGCCAGUGCUGUGACUGAAUUAAGUAGGGACAUUAGUAGUGAAGAUGGUGGUGUAACAGCGGGUUGUUUAUUCGAGGAUUGGGCUGUUCUAAGAUAAAAGUAUCAGAGAGCGAGUAUCUUACAGAAGUUAGAGUUAAAUGCCAGCGACUACUGACGGAAAACGUAGAACUUCAUGCUGAGCUACAAGAAAGGAGCGUCGCAGAGGCAUCAUUUAUUGACCCACAAGUUGGCAGUAGAACGUACAGAACCGGAAGCGAUGGACCGGUUUUACGGAAUACGGACGUGUGUUGCGUGUAACCCCCGUUCACAGAUCCUGCUCUGAGCACUCGGAUCUGCUGUUCUCUCCUCACUGUUUAAACACGAUGAACAGGUUUCAUCAGGUCACUUAUACUGUAGGAAGAUGCUGUAGUUCCUCCUCUGGAUGUUUUCACAGUUUUGCAGCCUGCUUUGCUUUGAUCAUUAGUCAGGAUUUCGGGGAGGUUUUUUGGUGAUUGUCUCGGCUAAAACAGAGUGUGCCUUUUGUGCUUUUUUUUUGUGGAAAACUACUUGAAUUGGCGAAAUCGAAAUCGCAUGGAAUAGUUCUGCACACUUUUUCACAGUGAUAUUUGUUGGUAAAUGAGAGCUUUUCGCUGUACUUAGGGAUGCACCGAAAUUAUUCGACCAAAAAUGGUAAAAAAAAAAAAAAGAGCAUUUUCGGUGUUCGGCCGAAUAAGUGAAAAAGCCGAAUAAAUUUGACCGAACAAUGACGUGUUUGAUGACGCGACCAAAUAGCCUAGCGACCAGAGCGAGACGCACGAAGCUUUAAUUGCAGCAAACAUGUCUGCAGUGUGGAAGCAUUUUACAGUGUCAGAGAAAGAUGGAAGAAUGGCCGUUUGCAGACAGUGUUCUGCUGAACUGUCUAGAGGGGGUACAUCUGGAAAAACGUACAGCACUACGAGCUUAAUUUAUCAUUUAAAAUCAAGGCACCCCGAACAGUAUGCAGAAUACGAGAAAGACACAGGGGCAGCAGCAGCAGCGAAAAGAAAAGUUCCUCCCAGUACACCCACUCCAUCUGUGGCUGACUUCUCAGAAAAGGCUAAAAAGUUUGCCAAGAACAGUGCCAAAGCUAAAGGCAUUACUAAAAUGAUUAUGGAAUUCAUCGCCUUGGAUGAUCAACCAUUCUCGGUUGUAGAGGACGUUGGAUUUCGCAGGCUUAUAGAGUAUAUUGAGCCCCGUUACACCAUGCCUAGUAGACGGUAUUUCUCAGACGUGUGCUUACCUGAGAUGUAUAAUGUCGUUUCAACUCGCGUCCACGGGCUCUUGGCUACAGAUAUUGCAGCCUUCAGCUUCACGACAGAUAUAUGGAGCUCAGAUGUAAGCCCCACCAGUAUGCUGAGUUUAACCGCACAGUGGAUCGACACAGAUUUCAAGCUACAAAAGGUUGUGCUUCACUCACAAGAGUUUAGGGGGUCCCAUACAGCUGAAGCCAUCUCCGAGGCUUUCACCAACAUGUUUGACACUUGGCGUAUUGACCGAUCUAAAGUUCAUGCGGUAGUCAGUGACGACACAAGAAAUAUGGCCAAAGCCAUGGAAGACAGCGAUCUGAAAGGCAUACGGUGCAUGGCACACACGAUUCAACUAGCAGUCAACGAGGGGGUGAUGAGUCAGUGCAGUAUAGCGGAUGUGAUAGCUAUAGGCAGGAAAAUAGUUGGCCACUUUAAGCAUUCUCCGCUUGCCUAUGCGCGCCUACAAUCUAUCCAAGAGCAGUUUGCGAUGCCACCAAAACGUCUCCAACAAGAUGUAAGCACAAGGUGGAGCAGUACAUAUUAUAUGCUGGAAAGCCUUUUUGCACAAAAGCGAGUACUGGCUGCAUACAUAGCAGAUUAUGAUCUGCCCGCGACAUUCACCGCACACCAGUGGGUGUUAAUCCAGAACGUUCUCUCUCUUCUUGCCCCCUUUGAGCAACUAACAAAAGAGAUAAGCUCAUCUGAGGCAUCUGUGGCAGAUGUUAUCCCCUUCCUUGCAGCGCUAAAGCGUCUUCUAAACAAAGAGGCUGAAACAGACCACGGAGUGAAAACAACUAAAAGUGCGCUCUUCGAGGCCGUCAACACACGAUUUAGUCAGGCGGCCUCCGAACCCUUGUACUGCAUCGCGACUGUACUUGACCCACGAUAUAAAGAGCAUUACUUGGAUGUGGGGACGAAGCAGCGCACACGAGAAAUGAUCCAGGCCGAGUUGGAUUUGGGAAAGCCACUUGGUGAUGGAGACGGUCAGGGGACGCACGGCGCAGGAGAUGGGGGAGGCAGCGCAGAGAGAAAAAUGUCCCUCACAGAUGAGCCGCGUACAGCCUCGCUGUCUGACAUGUUCGAUGAGAUCCUCCAAGAGAAUAACACGAAUGCAAGACCGAGGAGAAGCUCAACCGCUCAACAGUUAGAUGAUUACCUCUCAGAAGUCCCCAUCCCCAGGAGCAGUAACCCUCUGGAAUAUUGGAGGACCAAUCAAGGUCGCUUUCCCGACCUGGCACAGACGGCACGCAGGUACUUGUCUGCUCCAUGCACAAGCACUGACAGCGAGAGACUGUUUAGCGCUGCAUCUCAUGUCCUCGACGAGAAGAGUAACCGACUUGAAUGUGGGAAAGCAGAGAAGCUACUUUUCAUAAAGAAGAACCUGACACUUUUCCUAAAGAAGUUGAAUGUGAAGAGCACGGAGACAGGAAGCUCCGCACCAACCUGUGAUCAGACUGUUUCUCUACAGAAAGUGACCCGGGGCGAUAGUAAAGAUGCCUCGGUUAGUCGAGGAGCUCGUGUUCUCAGAGUGGCUGAAGAGCCUGAACCUCAGAUGUUCUCCACGGUAGAUGUGAAGCGGCGGACGAUGGGCUCUGGAAUACAGUGUCCCUACUGCCGCUAUAGAUGCGGCUCUAAGUUCUCGUUCCAGAUCCACGUCGGCUCGCAGCACCCUCUCCACUGUGAGGACGUGUCUGUGGGCCGGUUGGGUAAAGUCGUUUUCUACCAGCGCACGGCCAAACUCUUCCACUGCCACAUCUGCUUCUACACAUCCAAGGACUACGCAGUGCUGUUCGAGCACCUGCUGGCGAGGCACUGCUUCAGUGUGAGGAAAGCUGUGCAGACGGAUAAAGGCAAUGAAGUGACGGAUAAGGACGACACCGAGGUCCGGGUGCAGGACAGGAGUCCUAAUCCUGAGAUAAAACCUGACAAUGACAACACUACAGAACAACACGACCAUGAAACCUCCAACGCGGACUCUCUGAAGAGAAAGCGAAGCUCUGGGUCUCGUGGUGAAGACGGGGACGAAGACACGAACGUGCCAGACAUUCAAGCAGCUAAUGAGGAGCAAACGUCUGCUGUCGAGCAGUUCUCGGAGUGCUCGAUUGCCCCGUAUUACGACUGCAAGUUCUGCAAACAGCGCUGUAAGAGUAAAGACUCGUUACUGCGCCACAUCAGCUGCAAACAUGACAUCCCUAAACCACACGCUUGUAAAGAGUGCAGUGACACCUUCAUGCUGGAGAGUCUCCUGUCACACCACGUCAACCUGCACCACAGACAGAAACUCUACCAAUGUCCUUACUGUCUGUUUGAGUCCAGUCUCCAAGGCCUCCAUCAGCACCUCAGCCAGUGCAGAGCGGUGGAGAGGAACGAGGACAAAGGAGACGUGGGAACUGAAGAAAAGGAAUGAGUGGAUCAAGUGGAUGAGUAGUUUUGUCCUUAUGGGCAUGUAAGAGCCGUUACUAUUGUCCCCUGUGGGCGUGGCUGAUGAGAACAAUAGUAGCUACAUAUAGCUUCUAGAGCUAAUUUAAGUCCAGAUGAAAUGACGUGUUAAUCAGUGUGAAAAUUGUUUGCAGGAUUUAUGUGCUCCGCUUCAUUCUCGGAUUAUGUAUAUACACAAUUCAUAAGAGCUCAUCUAGCACAGGUUGAGGUGAAACCACGCUUAAAAGUUUUUCAGACAUUUUUUCAUCAACAGUAAAUGGGAACUGAAGGAACAUCGGACCACACGCAGUGUUUGGAUUUGUCAGUUUUUUUUAAAAAUUAUUUUACAGUAUUAUACUUAAUUUGAAUAGAUUUCAGGAAAAUCUCACUUCAGGAAUGUUAAUGACUGUGUGUGUGAAAGAGAGAGGAACUGGAUCUCUCCAUCUUAUUAUCAGAAAUGAUACUCUUGUGUUUCAGAUCCUUUGUGUAAAGCUGACUUGGUGACAGUGUAAUUCAGUGUUUGAGGUGUCGGUGGUGUUCGAACACAUUAUGUGACAUAAAACAUGGAAUAUUUCAUAUCCA
This is a messenger RNA of Ictalurus punctatus (channel catfish), 4452 nucleotides long. Its product is annotated as zinc finger BED domain-containing protein 4. The transcript is spliced from 5 exons. The coding region runs from base 1004 to 3859 and encodes 951 amino acids. Gene Ontology annotation, molecular function: protein dimerization activity; DNA binding. The record is from RefSeq and is a predicted model, not a curated record. NCBI's taxonomy places the organism in Eukaryota, Metazoa, Chordata, Actinopteri, Siluriformes, Ictaluridae.